AAUCAUAAUAGAUCGCCAUUUUGGAUAGAACAGUUCCAGAGAGAUAGGCACAAAGCUGAGAAUCCACCGCCAUCCUCCAUAAUUUCUGACGCUUUGUCAUAAGGCGUCAUGAGUGGGGGGAUUCCAUAUCUCGGCAGUAAAAUAAGCCUCAUUUCGAAGGCAGGAAUUCGUUAUGAGGGCAUUUUAUACACUAUUGAUCCAAAUGAGUCGACAGUUGCAUUAGCGAAAGUGAGAUCAUUUGGAACAGAGGACAGGCCAACAGAUCGUCCUGUGGCUCCGCGUGAUGAGAUAUUUGAAUAUAUCAUAUUUAGAGGCAGUGACAUCAAAGACCUUCAUGUCUGUGAGCCCCCAAAAGCACAACCUUUGCAAGCAUCUAUGCCACCGCAAGAUCCUGCCAUAGUUAAGUCCUCCCAGCCAACCUCAUCGGGGUUUCAACAGCAGAGUGGUGGCGGUGGUGGUUUUGGAGGAUCCAGCUACCAACCAUUUGGUGGUCCCCAGUUAUAUAGUCAGUAUGGUCAAGCACCAGGAACAGCUCCCCAGCCUUUUGGAGCUAUCCCAAAUCAGUCAGGUUCACGAGGUCCAUCUCCCAGUUUUAACCGUGCUUCUCCUACGGUGGAUCAGAGUAUUCAAGUGGGUUCUCAACAAGCUAUACGACGCCCUGAAAAGCAUGAGUUGGAAGACCAUGACAGUUUUGGUCUUGACUUAGAAGGAUCAAGAGGUCCAACUCCUCCAAGUGUUCAGUCCAGUCGCAAAUCUCCAACCCUUGAUCAGGGCACUCAGAUGAGUCCAGAGAAAUCACAGAAAAAUUCACACCAGCACAGUUCACAAAAUGCACAGAGCAGCAGUCAGCAUCCAAUGGGUGAUAGGUCACGGAAACACCAACAACAACGGCCUCAGUCCUCCAACACAUACUCCAGGGGAGGAAGGGGAGGAUUUGAGAGGGGUGGCCCAAGGGGUGGAAGAGGAGCACCUCCAGAUAAACAUGCAUAUUUUGGAGGACCACCAAGGGGAAAUGCCUCACAAAGGGGACCCAACAGGGGUUUCCAGAGGGGACAGUCAUCACGAGGCAGGUAUCAGUCAAAUAGGAAAGUGGAAUCUCCCCUCAAAUUUGAGGGCGAGUUUGACUUUGAAGAGGCAAAUGCUCAGUUUGAUAAGGAUGAGAUUGAGAGGGAAUUAAAGGAGAAAUUAACAAUAGGUGAAAAGAAGGAUGAGAAGUCCGUCAAUGGGGACAAGGAAGAUAGUGUGGAAAAUGGAGAGGAUGAGGUUCCCGAAGAAGAGGAUGAGAUGUAUUAUGAUAAGAACAAAUCUUUUUUUGACAACAUUAGUUGUGAAGCAACAGAGCGUGCCAAAGGAAAGUCAACCCGCCCAAGUUGGAGAGAAGAACGCAAGUUAAAUGUUGAGACAUUUGGUAUGUCAGAUAAUCCUCGUCGUAACUUUAGAGGAAGAGGAAGGGGAUACUAUGGAGGGUUCAGAGGGAACAGAGGAGGAGGUGGUGGGUUCAGAAAUGACGGAUAUCGGUCUGAUAACUAUCGAGGCAAUUACAACAGAGGAUUCCGGGGAGGUUAUCGACCACCAUCUGGUAGGGGUGGAUCUGGUGGUGGCGGUGGUGGACGAAAUCAAGGAUGGGUGGACUACGAUUAUGAUUAUGAAGCAGCGGGUAUAGAGAGAAGAGGAAACAGUUACAAAAAAGCAGCAGCACAGUCAUAGAGAAAAUUGAAAAUAUGGGUAGAGUGUGAGAAGUAGGGGUCACAAGAAGGCAGCUGACAACAAUUAGACAUUGGAUAAGGACAGACUUGUGGAAGAUGGUGUUUUCAUGUACUGUCAAUUUUGUGAAUUUCCAAAGAGAAUCCCCUUUUGAAAACUUUGUGAUAUUUU
This is a messenger RNA of Saccostrea echinata, 1875 nucleotides long. Its product is annotated as protein LSM14 homolog B-like. Gene Ontology annotation, cellular component: P-body. The record is from RefSeq and is a predicted model, not a curated record. Gene Ontology annotation, molecular function: mRNA binding. The transcript is spliced from 12 exons. NCBI's taxonomy places the organism in Eukaryota, Metazoa, Mollusca, Bivalvia, Ostreida, Ostreidae. Gene Ontology annotation, biological process: P-body assembly; cytoplasmic stress granule assembly. Bases 109 to 1707 code for a protein of 532 amino acids.